AUGUACGAGCACACUGCGCAUCAAGCGCGCGGUAUCGCCGACUUCGACCUAUUCCCGUACACUCCUUCCGCACCGGCAGCAUGGACAUUCGUAGUUCUCUUCGGUAUCGCAGCCGUCCUGCAUUUCGGCUACAUGGUCACAUUCCAGAGCUGGUUCUUCAUCCCCUUCAUCCUCGGCUGCAUUGGCGAAGCAGGAGGCUACUACGGCCGCGCAUGGGCGCACCAAAACAUCCGCAACGGCACCCCCUACCUCAUCCAAAUGAUGCUGAUCCUCGGCUCCGCGCCCCUCCUCGCAGCAACCGUCUACAUGACCCUCGGGCGCUUCGCGACCGCCCUGGACGCCCGACAACACUCGCUCCUCGGCCCAAAGAAGACCACAACGCUCUUCGUCGUCAUAGACAUCGCCAGCUUCGUCUGCCAGAUGUGGGGGUCCGCGGCGCAGGCCAGUGGUCCCGAGGGCGCGGCGCAGGGGAUGAAGAUUGUGCUUGGGGGGUUGGGGGUGCAGCUUGUCGCUCUGUUGUGUUUCGUGGGGAUGGUGGCGGUGUUGCAUGUGAGGUUGAAUAGGGAGCCGACAUCUGCGUCGAGAAGGGCGCAUAUACGGUGGAGGAAGUACGUGUGGGGGUUGUAUGCGGUCAGUGUUUUGUUUCUGGCGAGGAAUGUGUUUAGGUUUGUGGAGUUUGCGGAGGGGGCGGACGGGUCGAUUGUGAGGACUGAGGCGUUGAUGUAUGUUUUUGAUGCCAGUUUGCUGUUUGCGGGGACGGUGGUGUUUUUGGUGGUGCAUCCGGGGAUGCUGAUUAGGGGAUUGAGGAAGGCGGGGGUGGGGAUGAUGGAGGAUGAGGAGGAUAAGGAUGGGGUUUUGUUGGGUGGGUAUAGGAGAUGA
Aaosphaeria arxii CBS 175.79 is the source of this 879-nucleotide messenger RNA. RefSeq names its product putative RTA1 domain protein. The transcript is spliced from 2 exons. Bases 1 to 879 code for a protein of 292 amino acids. NCBI's taxonomy places the organism in Eukaryota, Fungi, Ascomycota, Dothideomycetes, Pleosporales. Gene Ontology annotation, cellular component: membrane. The record is from RefSeq and is a predicted model, not a curated record.